CCCAGAGCUUACUUCCGGCUUUCCCCUGAAAGUCGUCCGUCCACGGGUUCCUUUUUUCCCCUCUUCUUUGCUCGUUUCCCUCCGACGGGUACAAGCAGAAGGACAGUUUCCGCUUCCGGCGUCGUGCUUGCGGGCUGGAGCNGUUGCUGCCGUGAGUCCGAGUGCUUUCGCGAGCCCCGUCGGCGACGUCCGUCGGUUUCCCGGUUCGGUCGGUCCUCGACCUCCCUACAGGCUGCUCCCAGGCUNCGUCUGGGCUGGAAGGUAAGACUUAUUUGUAGUAGAUAAAUAGCCACCAUGGAGACCAAGGACCACAAGAAACAUAGGAAGAAGCACAGUGGGCCUAAAGCCGAGAAGAAAAAGAAACGGCACCUGCAGGACCUACAGCUUGGAGAUGAAGAGGAUGCCCGGAAGAGAAACCCCAAAGCUUUCGCAGUGCAGUCAGCUGUGCGGAUGGCGCGGUCCUUUCACAGGACUCAGGACUUAAAGACGAAAAAGCAUCACAUUCCAGUGGUUGACAGAACUCCACUGGAGCCCCCACCAAUAGUGGUAGUGGUGAUGGGACCUCCAAAAGUUGGAAAGAGCACUUUGAUACGAUGCCUGAUUCGGAAUUUUACCAGACAGAAAUUGAGUGAGAUCAGAGGCCCUGUGACAAUUGUGUCAGGUAAAAAGCGCAGACUUACAAUUAUUGAGUGUGGGUGUGACAUCAAUGUAAUGAUUGAUCUAGCUAAAGUAGCAGAUCUGGUGCUAAUGCUUAUAGAUGCCAGCUUUGGGUUUGAGAUGGAGACAUUUGAGUUUCUAAACAUCUGUCAAGUACAUGGGUUUCCUAAAAUUAUGGGAGUUCUCACCCAUUUGGACUCCUUCAAGCAUAACAAGCAACUUAAGAAGACAAAGAAGCGGUUAAAGCAUAGAUUCUGGACAGAAGUCUACCCGGGUGCCAAGCUAUUCUACCUUUCUGGAAUGGUGCAUGGAGAGUAUCAGAACCAAGAGAUUCACAACCUGGGCCGGUUUAUUACAGUUAUGAAGUUUAGGCCUCUCACAUGGCAGACUUCUCAUCCUUACAUCUUGGCAGACAGGAUGGAAGAUUUGACAAAUCCUGAGGAUAUCCGCACAAACAUCAAGUGUGACCGAAAGGUGUCUCUUUAUGGUUAUUUACGAGGAGCCUACCUGAAAAAUAACAGCCAGAUCCACAUGCCAGGCGUGGGAGAUUUUGUCNCCAGUGAUGUCAGCUUUCUCCCAGACCCCUGUGCUCUUCCGGAACAGCAAAAGAAGCGCUGUUUGAAUGAGAAGGAGAAGCUGGUUUAUGCGCCUCUCUCUGGGGUUGGGGGUGUGCUGUANGACAAAGAUGCUGUCUAUGUCGACCUAGGUGGCAGCCAUGGCUUCCAGGCAGCGGAAGAAACAGGCCCUACGCAUGAACUGGUCCAGAGCCUCAUCUCCACCCAUGCCAGUAUCGAUGCUAAGAUGGCUUCAAGUAGAGUGACACUUUUCUCUAAUUCCAAACCUCUGGGGUCAGAAGACAUAGAUAAUCAAGGUGCGGACGCACAGAAGCCUUCCCCAGUGAGAAAAGCAGCCCUCACCACUUCUGACUCUGGCCACUGUACAGCCGAGGAGGCGCUUCCAUCUGAGGAUGAGUCUGAAGACUCUGGGCUCAGUGCAGAGGAAGAAGACUCGGAACCCAGAGAGCUUAGGGGGAAGCUUGCACUCCCUCAGCGGGACAGCGGACAGAAACCUGCGUCGGGGAACCUGGUUGAUGAGACCAGCGACAUUGAAAGUUUACUCAAAGAGGAAGAAGAUUACAAGGAGGAAAACAGCAGCUCUGUAGAAACGUCAGGUGCUCUGAAGUGGAAGGAAGACCUCUCCAGAAAAGCAGCAGAGGCCUUUCUCAGGCAGCAGCAAGCAGCUCCGAAUCUUCGAAAGCUGAUUUAUGGGACAGUGACAGAGGAUAAUGAAGAUGAAGAUGGAGACACCGCAGAAGAGCUUGGAGGGCUGUUUCAUGUCAGCCAGCCAGAUAGAGGGUGUAAGCACAAGGCUGACUCUCUGGACUGCUCCAGAUUUCUUGUGGAGGCUCCUCAUGAUUGGGAUUUAGAGGAGGUGAUGAACAGUAUCAGAGAUUGCUUUGUGACUGGGAAAUGGGAAGAUGAUAAAGAUGCAGCCAAGAUCUUAGCAGAGGAAGAGGACCUCUAUGGUGACUUUGAAGACCUAGAAACGGGGGACGUGCACAAAGGAAAACCAAGCCCGGAUACUCAGCUUAACCAGGCUGAGUUUGAAGAUCAAGAAGAUGAAACCAGAGUUCAGUAUGAGGGGUUUCGACCUGGAAUGUAUGUUCGAAUUGAGAUCGAAAACAUCCCUUGUGAAUUUGUGCAGAACUUUGACCCACACUACCCAAUUAUUCUGGGUGGUUUGGGCAAUAGCGAGGGCACUGUGGGGUAUGUGCAGAUGCGCAUCAAGAAACAUCGUUGGUAUAAGAAAAUCCUCAAGUCUCGAGACCCCAUUAUUUUUUCUGUAGGAUGGAGGAGAUUUCAGACCAUCCCAUUAUAUUACAUUGAAGACCACAAUGGAAGACAGAGGCUUCUAAAGUACACCCCCCAGCACAUGCAUUGUGGGGCGACUUUCUGGGGUCCUAUCACCCCACAAGGAACUGGAUUUUUGGCAAUACAGUCUGUCAGUGGUGUAAUGCCUGAAUUUCGGAUUGCUGCCACUGGAGUUGUCCUUGACCUGGAUAAAUCCAUAAAAAUUGUGAAGAAAUUAAAACUAACUGGUUUUCCUUUUAAAAUAUUCAAGAAUACUUCAUUUAUUAAGGGAAUGUUUAAUUCUGCAUUGGAAGUAGCCAAAUUUGAAGGUGCUGUCAUUCGAACUGUCAGUGGAAUAAGGGGGCAGAUCAAGAAAGCACUCCGGGCUCCCGAAGGAGCCUUCCGCGCUAGCUUUGAGGACAAGUUGCUAAUGAGUGUUUUAAGUACAUAUAGGUUAUUCUUUAAAUAUGUCAUGUCUGUUUUUUUUCCUUUUCAGCCAAUCCUGAGACAAAAGAAACAUUUUAAUUCACUGCAUAUUCCCAAAGCCUUGCAGAAGGCUCUGCCAUUUAAGAACAAACCCAAGACUCAAGCAAAGGCAGGCAAAGUGCCGAGGGACAGGCAGAGACCGGCCGUCAUACGUGAACCUCAUGAGAGAAAGGUCCUGGCUCUGCUAGAUGCUCUGAGCACAAUACACAGUCAGAAAAUGAAAAAGGCCAAAGAGCAGAGACGCCUGCACAACAAGGAGCAUGUGAAGAUGAAGCAGAAGGAGGAAGAGGACAAGCUGAGGCGGCAGAAGGACCUGAGGAAGAAGCUCUUCCGGAUGCAGGGUCAGAAGGAGAAACGAAGUCAGAAGUCUAGUCUGAGAGGAGCUGAGGAUACCUGAAUGGAGGGGUGUCUUCCAGAGCUGCAGCCGUGAUGGCUUCAGUGCUUGUGACAAGUCAUGACGAGAGCUUGUUGAGACUCUGGGAUGUGUGGUCCCGCCGUGCCUGGAGGAACUGUAGAAAGCCUGCUGGUGGCAUCCGUGCUCAUUCACAGCAUCCAGCAAGUCACAGUUCAAGGCUGGGAAACUUGGGGCUUUGUGAAUUCACUCAUUGGUUCUUCCCGUCUUGGUUUAUUUUGUGCUAUAAAAAUAUUAAACUAUUUUCCCAUUAA
Molecule: messenger RNA, 3659 nt
Organism: Mus caroli (Ryukyu mouse)
Lineage: Eukaryota; Metazoa; Chordata; Mammalia; Rodentia; Muridae
Source: RefSeq, a predicted model, not a curated record